Messenger RNA from Neolamprologus brichardi, 4518 nucleotides. The record is from RefSeq and is a predicted model, not a curated record. NCBI's taxonomy places the organism in Eukaryota, Metazoa, Chordata, Actinopteri, Cichliformes, Cichlidae.
GUGUGUUUUGUUGCUUCUCGCAUUAAUAAAGUAAUAACUGGGUUACAACAUCUAGAAUCAAGUCUGGGCACAGGUUUGUCCUGUGGCUCUUCCCCAUACCAGAGCUGGUCCGUCUGCCACGUUUGUGUUUUAAAUUCUCAGGCAUGACGCUUCAUGUUUUUCAGCCGAACAGAUGCGUCAUACCUACAGGCGAAUGAGCAGCUGGGAUUGACUAGCGCAUGUUCACACCUGUACUUGUAGCACAGGUAAACAGGUGAUUCACCUCAACAGGAGUGCAUGACAACCUUUGACAACCUUUUCUUAUUUCAGAUCGCUGUGGAUGGUGAGUCCAGGAUGUACUUCCUGUCUCUGAUCCUAAUCAGACUGUGGACCUAUUAGAUCUCAGAGGAGUCAUGAACUUCGGGUCUGAGUCCUGGCAGUGGUUCAGGGUCCUUCUGGACUAGACUAACAGCAGUGUUUCUUAGACUUUCCAAGGAUCGGGACUAUGGGACCUCCGGUCGUUCAGGGAGCUCCUGUUGUACCAAAGAUGGGGGUCAGGGCCCGAAUGUCCGACUUGUCUCAGAGGAGGGAUGCUCAGGAGGGUCUGAACUCGAGCUUUCUGAGUCAACCUCCCCAUUCCAACAAGAGUCUGGACCCCCAGCCCAGGUCAGAGACCACAUUCCCAGUUCGCCCGAGUCCUUCCACCAGCAGGAGUUUGGCAAGGAUGAAGAGAAGCAACAGUGAGGUGACGAUCAGUGAUGCCGGAGCUGAAGACCCUGCUGCCAUCAACCCAAACACAGACGCAAGUCUGAGGCGAAAGUGCUGCAGCACUUCGACACUGGACCGCCAAAGUUUGUCACGAUCCACUGAGACUCCUUCCUGGAGGCUGGAGCAGCAGGUGCCCAGCGCACCGCCUCCGUUCCCAGAACCUCCACAGCUUCAUGCUGCACCGUCGCCCAGUCUGCAGACUGCCGCUCGCAUUGCUCAUGGGGAUGUCAUCUAUGUACCCAACUAUGUGAACGCUUCGGUUUAUGUGUCGCAUGUUCAGAAAACAAAGCCGGAGACAUCGAUCCUCAGCAGACUAAGGAAUCAGAGGACAAACAGGGACAUAAGACCCAGCGCAAUCUCUUACAAAUGCUUUUCUCAUUAUGAUAGUCAGAGUGUCCUCUUCGACUUCAGCAGCGGCUUUGUCCCCCAAGCAGACCUCCAGCACAGAAGGAACGACUCCACCUCUGGAUGUGAUGUGUUUGAUGCUUUAAGCCCUGACGAACGUGAAAAAAACAACUUUCUGGUGAGCAGCUGUCCGUUCUUUCAUAAUGAGAUUGGAGGGGAGAUGGAAAGGAGGCUGGGCCUGACUCGGGCCAACACCUCCACCUGCGGUGCUGCAGCAGACACAUCCUUCAGCGAGCCGCCGCUCAGCACCCGCCGCACCAACGCGAGCAUCUCAGUGUUGGAGUUUAGUGGAGGAACUCGGGCGUUCGACCAAAAUCUGAUGAAUAAUCACGACAUUGAACACAUUGACCUGGGAGCCAGAUACUACCUGAAAUACUUCUACAACCAAGAUCACCAAAAUUAUUUUGGCAUUGAUGAGAACUUUGGUCCGGUGUCUCUGAGCCUCCGGCGAGAGAAACUGGAGGAGAGGAAUGAUGAGACACAGUACAACUACAGGAUGAUCCUCAGGACUGGUCAGCUGUCUACCCUGAGAGGAUCCAUCACAGAGGACUCUAUCCCAUCUUCAUCCAAACAUGGGACCAGUCGACGUCUUCCUCUGAAGGAUGUUCUCGAGUUUGUGGUUCCUCAACUUAGCAUCCACAGUCUCAGACUGGCUGCUGAUUCACCCAGAGUCCCUGAACUGCUGCUGCAGCUGGACCAGCAGGAGCUGAGGUUCCAGCGCAAAGUGGGCGUGUUAUUCUGUCGGGCUGGUCAGUCCACCGAGGAGGACAACAGUGACUCUGGCAGUCCCGCUCUAGAUCAGUUCCUGGACCUUCUGGGCCACAGAGGUCCACUGAAAGAUACCAGCGACGACUCAACAGGGAGGCAGUCAGUUUUUACAACGUUCAGAGAAUUCAAGCUGAUGUUCCACGUGUCCACGGCAAGCAGCCCUCAGCAGGUGAUUCUCCUGUUUGACCUUGUGCUGUGUACUGCACAAAGUCCGCAGAACAUCUGCUCACAUUCCCAACAUGUCUUCAUCAUCGUUCGAGUCCACCGCCCCUGCAGCCAGCACACCUGUUACAGUAUUGCAGUGUCCAGGCGUAGAGACAUCCCGUUCUUUGGUCCCUUGAUCCCACCAGGUUGGAUGUUUUCAGCCUCACCUGAAUUCAGAAAUUUCCUGCUGACGAAGAUCAUUAAUGCCGAAAACGCUGCGCACAGGUCAGAGACCUUUGUCACAAUAAGAGCACGACACAGACAGGAGCACCUGAAGGAGCUGGUGGAAAGCUUUUCCACAUCAGUGCUAGUGGACUCAUCAUCUUCCAUCAAGUUCAGCUUCAUCUCUCUGGUAGUAAAGAAAAAAGAGCGCAGCGCACCACGGCCUCAUGCUUACCUGAACACUGCCGGGGCUCUCACCUGGAGUGUGACAGCAAAAGACUUCAGCUGCUCUUUUGAUGUACCAUGCCAGCUUGCCAUCUCCAGUGAGUUUGUGGUGCUUGUAGAGGAAGCCAGCAGACAGGUAGUGUUUCACUGUUACUGCAGAGACGUGAUUGGCUGGAACGCCGGCCACAAAGGCAUUAAACUUUUCUACGAACACGGAGACUGUGUGAUGCUGUCGACACGAGAGAGAGGCUGGGAGGACAGCCGCGAGAUCGCCCAGAGACUGCAGCUGGUGACUCAUGGCGGUCCUGCUGUGGACAUGAUUCUGAGGAGGAACCGUCACGGUCAGCUUGGGUUUCACGUGAACUUUGAAGGAGUGGUGGCGGAUGUUGAGACCAACAGUUUUGCGUGGAAGGAGGGUCUCCGGCCCGGCUGUAGGAUAAUGGAGAUCUGUGCGGUCGCCAUAGUAACGCUAUCACAUAAGCAGAUGAUUGAGCUGCUGAGGACAUCGAUGACCGUGAGCGUGGUCGUUAUUCUGCCGCACAGAGAUGGGACACCGCGCAGGAGUUUCUCAGAAAUCUACCAAGUCCCGAGGUUUGAGUACAAACUGGACUCUGACAUCACUUCCUACCCAUUAAGAGUAACCCCACCCACCUGGCACAAGGUGUUAGAAGCUCCGCCUACUCAGAGCAUCCCAGGUGAACUGGAACAGCAGCUGAGACCAAUUAAACAAAUGAAUGAGGGAUCCAGGUCACCAAGCAAACACUCGACUUCCGUUGACCCUGGACCACCUUUGACCCCACAGAGCCAUGCCCGAUGGGGAGCUCGUCCUGAUUGGGCAGUCAGCUCUGAAGAAGACUCACUUGAGAAGAUCGGGAGAUCUAAAGAGGCCAGUCACCUUUGUCAUCAUGAUCAUCCUCAUCGUGUGACGAAGGCUCGGGGGGGUUUUCAGCCGAGUCUGAUGGAUGCCAACGACACGCUUUCCAGCAGCAGCGGGAGCGAGGGCAGAUACUCCGACUGUCAUCUCACUCACACUAAGGUGCCUUCAAUGGACAGCGGAAUUGACUCCGCCCCCUGCACAUCAUCAGCCCAACCAGCUGUGGCUGGGGCGACGCUGGUCCUGAGCGAUAUCCAGAGAGGCAAAUGGACAAUCUCAGCCGGUCACAUGACCAACCUGAGUGAGACCUGCUCUCUGUCCUGGCUGGUUGUUCACCUGUUCACAGCGGACAUCAAUCAGACACAACGCACACUGGGGGUGACAUCACAGAGCUCCGCCCUGGAGGACAGUGACAUCACAGCCCGCUCCCUCUCAGGUGAAGUCCUCCAACUGGAAGAGAUUCUUCAGCAGCUGCAGCUCGACCUGCUAAAGGAGCAGCGGGACAAAGCUGUGCUGCAGCAGCAGGUGCUGAGCCUCCGUCAGGAGAACCACCGCCUGCAGGAGGAGGGUCACAGCGCCGCCAAGCACAUCAGGAGGUUCGCCGCCUGGAUGCUGCGCCAGGAUUCGUUACCAUAGUAACACCACUAGCAUUUACUGACCAUUCAGCACUGUGUCACAUGACACGCAGCGGAUCGUGGUGACGACGAAGAGUUUGAACCGUGAGCAGAACAAUCGAUCGCUAAAUCGAUUGCUGAACAGCACGAAGCAGCACGCUGAAUGAAGAUGAGGUGAUCUGAUGGGAUCAGUCACAGCUGACCGGUCUCGUCAGUCCUCCUCGGCUACCUGGAAGUAGGCGGAGCCUCUCUGAUUCUUGAGUUAGUGAGUUAGUCGCAGCAUGAGCUGACCCCCGUGCGCAUCCACCUCUGUCAGCAUCGGAGCAGCUGGCGACGCAGAUGCGCAGAUGUUUGAGGAUGUGUUUUCUCUUCAGACUGUGAAUCAUACAGAUGUUUGAUCCAAGCUGAAUCAGCUGAUCCAGAAUCAGCUGAUUUAUCCAAACUCUUCUUUCAUGUGCAGAGAUCCUGCUCUCUUUCUGCUGUUACGUGUCUUUAUUUUUAUAAAGGUUUACAUCAGAA